Messenger RNA from Dovyalis caffra, 702 nucleotides. NCBI's taxonomy places the organism in Eukaryota, Viridiplantae, Streptophyta, Magnoliopsida, Malpighiales, Salicaceae. The record is from the annotation of a GenBank genome assembly.
AUGCUUUACCAAGGAGGCAAGACACUGGAAUUAGUUGAUCCAAGCCUUGUCAGGUUUAAUCGGGAUGAGGCAGCGAUGUGCAUUCAACUGGGGUUGUUAUGCUGUCAACAAAGCAUUGCAGAUAGGCCUGACAUGAACUCAGUUCAUCUCAUGCUUUCGAGUGACUCAUUUACUUUACCCAGACCGGGCAAACCAGGAAUUCAAGGUCGUGGAGGACGUUGGACGACUACCACUACUUCUGCUCUCACUAACAGUGCUACAGCUGCUAAUGCUAGUAGUACAAACACUGGUUCCAGCAGGGUUUCUGGAGGUAAUAGUAUUGUGGAGGAAUAUUCUAGAAAUUCUAUGUCUGUUUCGUCUAUUGAAGAAGUUGUUUUUGGCUAUUUCGAUUUCCAAAUCCAUCGCAUUGAGACCGCCUCCCUUUCUCUCAUAAAGGAGGGGUUAAGCGUAGAGUCUAUAAAUUUUAUGGGGAGCCUUUGGCAAGAGUUAGGUUUACUCAACCAGACCAAACUUGUUAGUUACUUGAUCGAAAUAGGGCAACUUGACGGAGGAGAUUUACUUGUGCAUGAGUCUAAUGUAUGUGCAGACAAUCUGGCAAAUUUUGGUGUUGGGAUAGGGUACCGUACAACACUCUUAACAGGCCUUUCUGGGUUUCAUUUGCAACGUUUGUUGAAAAGACCAACAUGGACGUCUUGCAAGUAG